Plectropomus leopardus (leopard coralgrouper) is the source of this 2260-nucleotide messenger RNA. RefSeq names its product NADPH oxidase activator 1 (gene noxa1). The record is from RefSeq and is a predicted model, not a curated record. Gene Ontology annotation, molecular function: superoxide-generating NADPH oxidase activator activity; protein binding. Gene Ontology annotation, biological process: superoxide anion generation. Lineage: Eukaryota; Metazoa; Chordata; Actinopteri; Perciformes; Serranidae.
UGUGGAGUGCAGAGCAGCAGGCACGCAGCCAGAGACUGACUGAGCUCUAAGCGGCCUCUCUUCAGGUACAACAGGUGAGCAGUCUGAAUGUGGACGACGUGUGAAGUUUCUCUGGUUAACUGUGCAGCUUGUAUGAACUGAACUCAACAUGUGUGGAUAGGCAGCGGCUACGAAAUGCUUUACACUGAGUUACUGCGGUUAUGGGACGAGACGGUGCAGGCGGCGGAUGCCAAGGACUGGGAAGGAGCUCUGUCCAAAAUGGAGCAGAUCAGUGAACCCAAUUCUCACAUUCUGUUCAACGCUGCCUCGGCUCACCUGGUCCUGGGACAGCUGGACCUGGCCGUGAAGGCUUUAGACCUCGCUCUCGCCAAGGAUGAACGACUCGCUGUCGGCUUCUUCCAGAGAGCAGGAGUGAUGAUGCAGAUUGACAGGCUGGAAGAGGCUCUAUCAGACUGUAUUUGGGCACAGAAGCAUAUGAGAGGAAACAUGGUCAUUGACUACAGACAGCUGGGACUGCGAUUCAAACUCUACAGCUGGCAGGUAUUAUAUAACGCAGCAGCUGUGUACUGUCGGAUGGGCCAGUGGGAGCGGGCCAGGGAGGUUCUGCUGUCAGCCUCCCAGGAGAGAGGAGCAGGCCGAGGGGGAAACUUGGAGGUGGCUUUGGACAGCGUCCUGAGGGGAGAGGUCCUGGCUCCUCUCAUGGUGCCUGAGGAUGUGAUGUUUCGUCCCAGGAAACAGGAUGUGGAGCAGCUGAAGCAAAGAGACUUCCUGGGCAAAGCAAAGGUGAUUUCCUCCAUGAUUCCCAACGAUGAUUUUGGAGGCUUUGAACCUCUAAGGAUGCAGAAACCUGGUUUCUAUGAGCCCAAGGUGGAUGGAGCUCAGGAUUCUCGAUACAUGCGUAUGCGGACUCCUUACAUGGGUCGGGGCCCAGGACAGCUGACUGUGCCAGGAGGGGCCAUGGUGUUCUUAUUUGGCGAGGAAGACAGGGAUGGGAUGGCAACUGUCAUAUAUGAUGGACAGAGAGGACUCCUGCCAAUGUCCCUGCUCGAGCCUGCAGAUGUCAAGAUGGCUAAAGGCAAAAAGGAGAAUAGAGUUCCCAGUGGGAUCCCUCUCCCACCGGCACUCAAGCCACCCACUCGCCCUCAGCUUCAGCCCAGCUCUGUGGCUCCACCUCGAGUCCGUUUUACCUCAGACACUCCACCUCCGUCCUACACUACUGCCACCCACGCUCCGCUGCCUGCCUCUGAGCCUCCCCAGUACACAGCCAACGCAGCCAGCAACCAGCAUGACGAUGAAGCUCAGGGAGCAGAGGCGUCCUCUGUGGUGGUAAAGGUCCACUACAUAUACACCGUGGCUCUGUCUGUCCCUCUGGACACAACGUACAGUGAACUGAAGGAGCACAUUGCAGAGAAAUUGGGCCAGCCAGCAUCUCAGCUGCGCCUCAGACAUAAGCAGCAUGGGUCCCGGGUGCUGAUACCUCUGGGUGGGGAGGAGGAGCCGGGACACACUGUGCAAGAGGUGGCUGAGGCUGGCAGAGCCACCCUGUGGUGCCAGACAGAAGACCCCCUAGCCAACCGUACCAUUCUCUAUCAGAUGGUGGCGCUGUAUGACUACGCUGCUCAGGGCCCAGAGGACCUGGAGUUCAGUGAAGGAGACACCAUCGACAUCCUGGGUGAAGUAAACGAGGAGUGGCUGGAGGGACACACUGCAGGAAAUAUUGGCAUCUUCCCCAGCUGCUUCGUCUACAGGGAGAACGUCGACAUCAUUGAGAGCUCGGAGGUGUAAAAGCAGAUUUGCUACUGUGCAGUCGUCUCCAAUAAACCUACUAACCCAAGAAUGGUGGGCGCUCACAGCCUCAGAAUAAACAAACAACACAUUUAUAGUGGAAUCACUACUGAAUUCAACAUGCUUUCAAAAUAUUUCCUUCUCAUAUCUAUAAUGUUGCUUAGAGUUUGUCUCUGAUUCUGAAGAGUAUGUAUAUAUUAACCCUAAUGUACCUUUUCUGUUUUCUGUAUCCUGUGGUAUCUCUGUGACAUUCCUGUUAUAUCCUUUACUAUUCACGUGAGGGUCUAUACUGAUCUUAUUGAGCUUUAUGAAAUUUUUAUCCACUCGGGAAUCAGCAGAAUGCUCCUGUAAUAUUACAGGGAUAAACUGAUCCUGGUCCGGCAACUUUAAAGUGUAUUAACCCCUUCAAAACUGAGAAAUUGGUUUGAUUUAUCUUGCCAAUUAGCAACUUAACAAAAAAUGACUCAAAAGUGAG